UGGCGGUGCCCUCAGGGAGGGAGAACGUGUCCCGGCCGUGCCCUCAGGUGCGGGGGGCUCGGCCCGGACGUGCCCUCAGGUGGGCGCCGCCCUCCCGCCACUCCCGCCCGCCUCCCCUCACGUGCGGGCGGCCCGAGGCGGCGGCGCCGCUCCGAUGGCGGCCCCGGGCGGGCUCGGCCGUUGCGUGGCCGCCUUCUGGCUGGCGCUGGCGUUCGACGCGCUGGGGCUGGCGGUGCUGCUGGCGGGCGUGUUCGCCGACGUGUUCUUCUCCGACCUGCUCAUCUACGCGGGCGGCAUCGGCAUCUUCCUCAGCCUCAUCUGGUGGGUGUUCUGGUACGCGGGCAACCUGGAGGUGCCGCCCGAGGAGCUGCGGGACGACGUGGGGCUGGCGGCGCCCAAGGGCCACGGGGACACGCUGCUGCGGCGGCUGGUGCACGGGCUCAGCCUCCGCCUCACGGCCGCGCUCGGGCCCGGCCGCCCCGCCGACAUGGAGCUGCAGCGCCCCGCGGGGCCCCGCGGCCGCCCCGCCGAGCCCGGCAGGAUCUGUUGAAGACAUGCCUUUUGAAGUUACUGCCUCAAAAAGCGGGGGAAGUGCUGCAAAUUGUGGAAAGAGAAUUCCCUGCUCAAAGCAGUAGGAUUCUCUCACUGUGGAAUAAUCUCUGUGAGCACUGUGGACUCUGCAUAAAGUGGACACAUGGAGUCAUAUCUCUGCCAAAUACACCUAUUUCAGUGUUGGACUGGAUAUGCUUUGAAAUGGUGGGAAAAAAACCAACACAAAAUCUCUUUAAGAAGUGAGAACUAAAAGAGAACUGAACCCAAUUCCCAGAAAAAUCUCUGCAGCUUGUCAUAUAGUUGUGGUUUUUAACUAUUAUUAUUUUUAAAACCCUGGAAGGUUUGGAUAAAAAGCUCUUGCACAAUGAAAAGCUCUUGCACUGUUUUACCAAAGUCUGGAAGUUAAACUUACUGUGAAUUUUUAUAAUGCCAGUGCAAUACUUUUGUUUGUAAGGGUGCUUUUAAAAUACCUAUAUUAAACUAUUGAUGCAAAGCUGCAAA
This is a messenger RNA of Chiroxiphia lanceolata (lance-tailed manakin), 1053 nucleotides long. RefSeq names its product transmembrane protein 238 (gene TMEM238). The transcript has 2 exons. The record is from RefSeq and is a predicted model, not a curated record. NCBI's taxonomy places the organism in Eukaryota, Metazoa, Chordata, Aves, Passeriformes, Pipridae. Bases 155 to 550 code for a protein of 131 amino acids.